Molecule: messenger RNA, 525 nt
Organism: Babesia ovata
Lineage: Eukaryota; Apicomplexa; Aconoidasida; Piroplasmida; Babesiidae
Exons: 4
Coding region: 1-525 (174 amino acids)
Source: RefSeq, a predicted model, not a curated record
AUGCGCUAUCAGUGCUACUUGGUGUUGGAGGAGAUGAAGCAGGCUCUGAUUCACCCCGCAGUGAUUCGCAUGAACGAGCACCUUAUCAACUCCUACUUCGAGCUCGAAGAAAUCAAGUGCCAGCCUCCGUCACAGCUAUGGCAAAACUUUGCCAAGGCGACGUGGCAGACGUCAUUCAGGCUUAACCGGCACCGGCUGAAGAAAUUACGCGAGGAUUUGGAACGCAUGGACCCGGAUGCGCUGAUGAAGCUGGAUGGACAGGCGGUGGCCACCUUGGCGCAAGACGAAUUCCUGCAGGCAGUAUUUUCGCCAACGCUUGCCAUAGACGAGAUACACGAUGAACCUAUCGCAGUCGGUCCAUCCUCGGUUGGAGCUCUAGGAGAGUUUCCAGUUGAUGAUUUGGACGACCAUUUCGCAAUAGACGGCACAUACGACGCUACUCUCGAAGAGGGAGCCGAACAGUUUCUCGAAGAUGAACUGCACUACGGCAAUGAUAAUAGGGAUAUGGAGAGAUUGCAAAAUUGA